Symbiodinium sp. CCMP2592 is the source of this 690-nucleotide messenger RNA. The record is from the annotation of a GenBank genome assembly. Lineage: Eukaryota; Dinophyceae; Suessiales; Symbiodiniaceae.
AUGCUCAAAAAGCACCAAACGCCGAUAUGGGCGGUUGCAGGUGGGAAUCUCAACUAUGCCUUUGCUGUACGAGAUGCUUCCGGCAAAGGCGUUUUCGUCAAGCAAGCGCCGGACUACAUCAAGGUGCUGGGACCGGAUGCGGCCCUCACACGCGAGCGCAUGCGACUGGAGGUGCAGGUCUAUUCGGAGUGGACGCGAAGCCCCGAUGCUGCUGCAUAUUUCCCGCGGGUGUGGAAGUUCGAUGAAGACUCCAUGGCCUUUAUCAUGGAGCUCUUGGACAACCACGAGCUUCUGCAGAAGCAUUUGUUUCAGGGCCAUGUUGUAGAGGCUGCGGCGAGAUCUUUGGGCGAUUGCAUGGCACAGAUGCAUAGCAGGACUCACUGCUCAAAGAUUUCUGGCGAAGAGUGCCAGCGCCUCUCCAAAGCCUACGAGAACCGCUUGAUGCGCGACAUUCAGCUGGAGUUUGUUUUCUCCAAGUGCUACCGAGAAGAUGAGCGAGCAGAGCACCUGCGCAGCGACGCAUCUUUCAUGUCGCUCCUGGAAACAAUCAAGGAAAUCUACAAUGGGAAGAACACCGGCAACUUGGCGGUCUGUCAUGGCGACCUUCAUGCCGGGAGCAUCAUGGCCACUUCAACGCACCAAGAUCGAUGGGUUUCUGGCUUCCGGGAGGGUGUGCUAUGUUUUGCCUGA